Molecule: messenger RNA, 4706 nt
Organism: Didymodactylos carnosus
Lineage: Eukaryota; Metazoa; Rotifera; Eurotatoria; Philodinida; Philodinidae
Source: the annotation of a GenBank genome assembly
CCCCCCAUAUUAGAAGCCCCCCCGUAUUAGAAGCUCCCUCCGGAGCCAUCGAUGUGGAAGGUGUAUUAGAAGCCCAGGGGCUUCUGUUACGUCGGAAAAAUAAUUUAAAUUUUUUAAACGACACAUCUGAUCGACACGCGUUUUUUUACUUUAAUUGUUCUUGUGUGAUGUCGUGUGUAAAAAAAGGAAACGAAUAAGAUUUACAUUUUUUAUCUCGAAAAAGACUUUUUUACUUUUUUCAGAUUGCUAUCGCAUUUAUUAAGAUGCACCAAUCAUAGAGAUAUAACAUGAGCUUAUGAACCAUAUUACCAGUAGAUGUUAUUUAUCUGCACAUUCUACUCAAUACGUUUCAUAUGAUUUUAGGAAUAAAAUUAGAUCUUUUGUUACAAACUUUUCGACAAGAAUAUGCAUCUCUCGAAAAAACUAAAGAAUUAUGAAAAGCGCCUGUGUCUUUAAUCCCGAGCAAAGUCCGUCAAGAUCUUGGUAUAAAAACCCGGCAGGAUUUAUCCGAUGCUGAACUCUAAGUGUCGGGGUGGAAAAAGGUCAUGUGUGGUGUAAGUUUUUUGGAUGUACAGUAGAAGCUUUUGGGAGAAUGUACUUCUUCUUUGCUGUUAUAAUCUUCUGAAUAGACUCUGUUCCCAAAAAAAUCGAGAGAAAGCCUUUUGAUUGAGAGAAUGGAGCAAAAGCAAAAAGCGUGCACUACAUCUAUCUCCACGGGACUGCAAAUUCCCACCUUCUCUCUUUUCCUGUUAUUUACAUUUACGAAAUGAUUACUGCUCUUUAUCAUGUUCUUGAAAAAGCACAUAUGAGCCACUAACACUCCAGUUCGAAGUGACGCUCUAAGAGGCUUGCUCCUGUAGGAGAGCACCAGACUUGGAAAUCUCUCAAUAAAGAACAGAACAGUGAUUAUGAAAAUUUUAUAGAGUGGUCUGGCCGAGCCUGGCUUGGACCGCAAAGUAUUUUGGUCGGGUUGGGCCGAACUUGAAAUUUUUAGGCAUGCGUGGAUUUAUAAUUUAUGUGUAUAGUCGGUACCAAGAAAUCAUAAAAAUAUAAAUAUCAGCUUGAGAAAUACAUUUACACCGCUUAGCCAGCAGAAGCAUUACAGAUACAAGACGAAAAAACGCAAAGUGGUCGGGCCGGGCCAGAAAAGUUUCAGGAUUGGUCGGGCCGGGCCAAAUAAAUUCUGCGUAUAGCCGGGCUUGGUCCGGAAACUUUCAUCAUCGGGACGGACCGGACCAAAAAUUUUUGACCCGUCGGAUCUCUAAUAUGUAUCCUACAGCAGCAUAGAAGAUAUGAUGAGUAAUCUCUUCUACUGAAGCGAAAACGGAAUGACUAUUGACAAACCUGUUUAAAUUGACAAAUUUUUUCAACAGUACAUCGAACUCAAAAUCAGUUGAAACUCCCUUUCAAGCUCACUCCUACUGCGCACCUCAUUCCCAUUAUCACGCUGGAUUAAUACUAAAAUUCCACUUUCCACGUAUAUUGUAGCGUCUCUACAUUCUAUUGGCCAGAAUUGAUGUCCAACUACAUUUGCUGUCAUUUUCUACUGCCUUGAAAGCACAUCAAUAAACACAAAAUAAAACAGUAUAGUAUAUGAUUUAAAUAAAUACUAUAACAUUUAACCAUACUCUAUGAAAGAAAAAAGAUAAAUAACUUGACAUUUUAAAUAAAGCAAGCAGACUCGUUUUUGUCUAAAAAUGUGCAAGAGGCUAACGUUGUUUUCAGGUAUACGAUACAAACGAGGUUCUUUCUGUAGCGAUUUCACUUUCCGAAGAAGAUUUCUGUCGACCUGUGCCUACUUGUCGUUUUCUGGUUUAACUUUGUCUUGAAACCUUAGAGCUCUGCUAGAAAUUUUAUCUUGAUUAUGACAGUAGAUUUCAAACAAAAUGCCUACUACAAAUAACAAGCCUGUUUUUUCUCUUAGAAUGGUUUUGUGUAAAUCUAUACAUGUUGGUACGUGUUUCUACUUCGUUGCCUCAGUAUUUUUUGUAAGCGGAGAUCGUGAUUAUGAAAAAUCACCAACAUCUUGUAGGUAAGAGUUUUUUUUAAUUCAACAUUUUAUUUGUAAAAUCAAACGAUACAAGAAACGAGCAUUAAAAAUUUUUCCUAGAACAAACUGCAUGAACGAUGACGAAGAUUGUUGGAAGCAAUCGAUUACUUAUUAUUCAUCUGAGCUGGUCAAAAAUGUAUACUCGUUUGGAAAUUUAGCUGUGUACAUUGGUCACUUUCAACGACAGCAUCCAGACGAAGGUUUAAACAGCACAGCAUUUAUCAGCGAAGCAUUGGAAUCAAGACUGAACAAUGAUUCAAUUGAUGCAAAUUUUUCAUAUUCGACAUUUAGCGAAGCAGUUCAUUCGUUAAUUGGCUAUUGUCAAAAUUUGACCUCGACUGCAAUUCAAAGUAUUGCAGAACUUCCAUCAUUGCCCUGUGCUAUACCUUGUUCAUAUGAUGUCCAAAUGUGGAUGGUAUUAUUUAUUGUGUCUAUUUUACUUGCGGCAACAUCUGUUACUGUCGUGCUCGUUGAACUGUAUCGCUCGCAUCAUCAACGGCAAGCACACUUAAGAGCAACUACAUCUUCACCAUUAUUAUUGUCAAAUAAUGUUAGAAUAAGUCGUUUAAAUACGACAUCAUGUGAUCGAAAGUUUAACACAAAAUUCGGAACCCAACGAGAAUGGAAACAAACAACCGAUUAUUUUUCACAUCGUCUAUCAAAAGCAAUGAUUGAAUAUUGUCAAAUAAUUAUGUAUAAAAAUGGAACUCAUUGGUAUAAUAUAACAAAAGAAUUAUUACUAAAAGAGUUGACUGAAUACAAAACAGAAAGUGGCGUGCAACAAUUGAAGAAAGAAAAUGUGGAAGAUGUUGUUUUAAGAUUAUUAAACAGUGUAUGUAUUGAAGUUCAAUGUACUAUCACUAUUGGCAUUGACUUGGGAACAACAUAUUCGUGUGUGGGUAUUUUUCAACAUGGAAAAGUUGAAAUAAUAGCAAAUGAUCAAGGUAAUCGAACAACACCGUCCUGUGUCGCAUUUACAGAAACCGAACGUUUAAUUGGUGAAGCUGCAAAAAAUCAAAUGGCCACCAAUCCAAGAAAUACAAUAUUUGAUGCAAAAAGAUUAAUAGGAAGAAAGUACGAUGAACAAUCUGUUCAACAAGAUAUAAAAAAUUGGCCAUUCAAAGUUAUAAAUGAUCAUGGUAAACCAAAAAUUCGAGUUAAUUAUAAAAAUACAACAAAAAUAUUAGCUCCAGAAGAAGUUUCAGCAAUAGUUUUGAUUAAGAUGAAAGAAAUUGCCGAAGCUUAUACCGGAAGAAAGGUAAAUGAUUGUGUAAUUACUGUUCCUGCAUAUUUUACGGAUUCUCAACGGCAAGCGACAAAAGAUGCAGGCGCAAUUGCUGGAAUGAAUGUUUUGAGAAUUAUCAAUGAGCCAACAGCUGCUGCACUCGCCUACGGUCUAGAUAAGAAUUUAACAGGCGAAAAAAAUAUUCUUAUAUUCGAUCUUGGCGGAGGUACAUUUGAUGUGUCAAUAUUAUCCAUUGACGAAGGUCAAUUAUUUCAAGUUAAAGCAACGGGCAAUACUCACUUGGGUGGCGAAGAUUUUGAUAAUCGAUUAUUAUCUUAUUAUUGCAAUGAGUUUGGGAUGAAGAAUAAUAAAGAUUUAACGAAAAAUGUACGAUCAUUAAGACGAUUAAAAAAUAAUCUUGAACGUGUGAAACGUAUAUUAUCGACGGCCACAGAAGCAAACAUUGAAAUUGAUUCACUAAUGGAUGGUAUCGAUUUUUAUUCAAAAUUAUCGCGAGCCAAAUUUGAAGAAUUGUGUUUAGACCUAUUUCGUUCAACAUUAAAACCGGUUGAAAAAGCAUUACGUAGUGCUAAAAUGGAAAAAUCUCAUAUUCAUGAAGUUAUCCUGGUUGGCGGUUCUACAAGAAUCCCAAAAAUUCAAAAAUUAUUACAGGAUUUCUUUAAUGGAAAAGAAUUAAACAAAUCAGUUAAUCCCGAUGAAGCCGUUGCCUAUGGAGCAGCAAUACAAGGUAUUGAAACAGUUGGUGGUGUAAUGAAUAAAAUAAUUGAUCGUAAUUCACGUAUACCAUGUACUGUCUCAAAAGAGUUUACAACGUUUGAAGACAAUCAACCAGGCGUGACGAUUCAAGUAUUUGAAGGCGAAAGAACAAUGACUGUUAAUAAUAAUUUAUUAGGAAAAUUUGAAUUAGUGGGAAUUCCUCCAGUGGCACGUGGUGUUCCGCGAAUUGUUGUAAAAUUUGAUAUUGAUGCUAAUGGUAUCCUGAGUUGUACAGCUAAGGAUGACUCGACUGGAAAAAGUACAAACAUCAUUAUUCGUAAUGAAAAAGGACGAUUGUCUAAAUCAGAAAUUGAACGAAUGAUAAAUGAUGCUGAAAAAUUUAGAAAAGAAGAUGAACUGGCAAAGCAAUGUGUUCAUUCACGAAAUACAUUAGAAAGUUAUUUAUAUGAUUUAAGCGCGACUGUUAGUGACUAUGGUAAAAAAAUGAAUGAAAAAGAUAAACAAACAAUUGAGCAAAUAUUAAAAGAUAAAUUACGAUGGAUUAAAAGCAAUCAAAAUGCGAGUAAUGAAAUGUAUGACAGCGUUUAUAACGAAGCUGAAUUAGUUGCGGGUCCAAUAAUGCAAAAAUUGCAGCAGAAUUCAAGUAGUGGUGGUAAUGGCGUUAGUAGACCAAAAAUUGAAGAAAUUAGCUAA